Symbiodinium natans is the source of this 1005-nucleotide messenger RNA. NCBI's taxonomy places the organism in Eukaryota, Dinophyceae, Suessiales, Symbiodiniaceae. The record is from the annotation of a GenBank genome assembly.
AUGCACCCUUUCUCUCCUCUACUCCGAAAAUUUGGCUUCAAGGGAGGAUUCGAAGGUGCAAACUGCCUGGUGUACCUGCCAGCUUAUAAGGUCGCCUGCUGGGGAAUUUCCACGCACGACGCGAAUGCCUUGGCACAUGAUUUCGAGAAUUUGCUGACGGAUGCGGCCUUGGCACAUGAUUAUGAGAAAUCGCUGACAGAUGCGGUUGGUGGGGCGUGGGACCAGUUCCCGGAAGAACUCCUCAGGGAAAUCCCACUUUUUCUGUGGGUAUACACAGACAUACAAUGUCUGGCGGCUUGCUCCAUUCUCUUGCGAGAUCUUGUAUACCAAAAGAAUUACUGGUCCGACAAGCACAUCAGGCUGGAUGUCCCUGAGCUUUGCCGCGACGGAGCACGCGCGUGCCGGGCACUGCACCGUUUUCGUCAAGCCAGGACUAUCACCCUGGACAUUCCGCAGCUUGCUUGGGCGGAGCGUGUGCCUCAUCACUGCCUUGCUACAUGGAGAGCACAUCAACUCAGGCUGCCUGGCGAUGAGGUCCAGGGGUGGGAGUCAUCGCACCCUCUUUUUGGAGCGGCUAGAUACUCUUUGACUUUACCUUCAAACGCCAGAACUGUGUACUUUGGCGUGAAGAGUGUUGCAUCCGAUCAGAGAGCCUACGUGAUGGUGGAAAACCCACACGACACGGACUCCGAGAUUUACGCUGGCCUGACAGGCAGUUCGCCUGUACGUCUUCCUGAUUCCAAAGCUCACAAACUGCUCAUGCCGCCAGGAACACCCAAUGUAGUUCUUCUACGAUGGAAUGCACGCAGCAUGCAGCUGGAUGUGAACGGCAAGCUCCUUUGUCGGGCAUGGCUGCAUGCCGAAGCAGAGAACGCGCCGGCGCCGUUCUCAUUCAUUUUUGUAUGGAUUUUCUUGCGGCAAGAAAGAACACAGCAGCGGCCUGUCUUGCUGCCCAUGCUGACUCCAGUGGCGUCUGACGUGCAGCCAAGGCCAAUUCUGGUGUAG